CAUACACAUACAUAGUUAUUGGACCUGCUAUGACAAGGUUUCUAAAGGAUGGGAAUAGCUAUGAGUUUCAUGGGAUUGGGAGGAGGGAUGCCAUCCGCCCAGAUGUUAAAUUUUGUAAUGGGAACGGUAUACAAGCAGUUCAUAGAGAAAGAUAUCAGCAACUUCGAGGAAUUCCACAUCGCCAUUCUUGAUAUUUUCAACACUUUUAACGCAGCUUUGCCUGGUAAACACUACGAUGCGCCACCACACAAGGAAAUAGAGGCUGUAUUCAAACAAUGGCAAAAAACACCAGAGGCAGACAGGAAGAAGCUCCUCAUCGAAUUUCUGAAGAAAAAUGUGAAGCUUAGCAAGGUUGAUGGCACUACCAUGAUAGCAGGAAUAGUAACACCACCAGUAGCCAUGGCUACUAAAAGAGCAGGGGAGAAUGUUCCCCAGCUGAAAAUGAUAAAGGCCAUUCCCGAUGUUGUUUUCGUACCAUCGGCAACUGUGCUGGUGCUCAUUUCUGUUAAGAUCUCCAGAAGGGUUUUCAUGGGGAAAAUAGCAUCUUGAUCAUAAUCUAUACUUUAUUGUAACAUAAGGGCAUGUACAAUACAAUUGCUACAAUAAU
Messenger RNA from Prunus avium (sweet cherry), 607 nucleotides. RefSeq names its product calcium ion-binding protein. The record is from RefSeq and is a predicted model, not a curated record. Lineage: Eukaryota; Viridiplantae; Streptophyta; Magnoliopsida; Rosales; Rosaceae.